CUACGAGGGCCGAGAAGGAUCAGAAUAGAAUAGUGGCGCAGCGGUUGGUAAUGGAGAAGCUGGCGGACGUGAGCUGGAAGGUGCUGGAGCUCAGGGCUCGGUCCAGGCGCUCAGCCGCUAACACCUUAAUUUCACUGUGAUUGCCCCUAACCACUACUAACCAGUUGCCAUCGUGGGUUGAGACGUCUGUGGUUGGUCCCAACGCAGUCGAGUAAAAUGGCGCAGCUGGUCGACAGGACUGUACCCAUGUCGCCCACGUUCUUGCGAUUAGGCUCCGUUUACGAACCCCUAAAAAGCAGCGACCUUCCCCGGCCAGACAAUGAGACCCUGUGGGACAAACUGGACCGGUACUACAGAAUUGUGAAAAUCACAGUUCUGAAUUUUCAGAGUCCGACCACCGGCUUGUUCCCCACUGAGACUGUCGGCGACUGUAAGAAGGCCAAGAUCCAUGACAGUCUGUACUGUGCCGCCAGCUCCUGGGCCUUGGCCCUUGCCUACAGGCGAGUAGAUGAUGAUAAAGGACGGACACAUGAGCUGGAGCACUCCGCCAUCAAAUGCAUGAGAGGAAUUCUGUACUGCUACAUGCGGCAGGCAGAUAAGGUUGAGCAGUUUAAGCAGGACCCCAGCCCGCAGAAAUGUCUCCAUUCCAUCUUCCACUUGGACACGGGGGACGAGAUCUUGUCCUACGAGAAUUAUGGCCACAUCCAGAUAAACGCGGUGUCCCUCUUCCUCUUGUACCUGGUGGAGAUGAUUUCAUCCGGCCUGCAGAUCAUUUACAACACAGACGAGGUGUCCUUCAUCCAGAACCUGGUAUUCUGCGUGGAGCGAGCCUACCGGGUCCCAGACUUUGGGAUCUGGGAGAGAGGCAGCAAAUACAACAACGGCAGCACAGAAUUACAUUCAAGCUCGGUCGGAUUGGCUAAAGCCGCUCUAGAAGCCAUCGAUGGAUUCAACCUCUUUGGAAAUCAGGGCUGCUCCUGGUCCGUCAUAUUUGUGGAUCUGGACGCGCAUAACCGGAACAGACAGACGCUGUGCUCCCUGCUGCCCAGAGAGUCGCGCUCUCAUAACACGGACGCCGCCCUCCUCACCUGCAUCAGUUACCCAGCGUUCGCUGUGGACGAUGACGCCUUAUUUUAUCAGGCCAUGGACAAGAUCGUUCGCAAGCUGAAAGGAAAAUAUGGAUUUAAGCGUUUUCUUAGGGACGGUUACCGGACGGCCCUGGAAGAUGGAAACCGGCGCUACUACAAGCCCGCUGAGAUCAAGCUGUUUGAUGGCAUUGAGUGCGAAUUUCCGGUGUUCUUCGUCUACAUGAUCAUCGAUGGAGUCUUCAGAGGAAACGCAAAACAAGUGAAGGAGUUUGAAUCUCUGCUGGAGCCGCUGCUUUUCGUUGCAUUUGACGGGUGCCCCAUCAUCCCAGAGUAUUUCCACGUCCCCGCUGACUUUGUGGAAGGUGAGAAGCUGAACCCCAAUAGUCAGAAGAGGUUUCCCAGUAACUGCGGACGGGACGGCAAGCUCUUCCUCUGGGGACAGGCGCUGCUGAUCAUCUCCAAGCUCCUGGUGGAGGAAUUAAUCAGCCCUAAAGACAUUGACCCCUUGCAUCGCUACGUCCAUCGAAGCGACCAGAGGAACAUCAGCAUGAGGUACUCCAACCAGGGGCCCCUGGACAAUGACACAAUGAUACACGUGGCGCUAAUAGCAGAGAGCCAGCGGUUACAGGUGUUUUUGAACACUUACGGUAUUCAGACUCAGACCCCACAACAGGUGGAGCCCAUUCAGAUUUGGCCGCAGCAGGAGCUGGUGAAGGCCUAUCUUCAGCUCGGGGUCCAUGAGAAGCUGGGUUUGUCAGGAAGACCAGACAGACCCAUCGGGUGCCUCGGGACAUCGAAGAUUUAUCGUAUCCUGGGGAAGACGGUCGUCUGUUACCCCAUCGUGUUUGACCUGAGCGACUUCUACAUGUCCCAGGACGUCAUGCUGCUCAUUGAUGACAUUCAGAACGCGCUGCAGUUCAUCCGGCAGUACUGGAAGAUGAAGGGGCGCCCCCUGUUCCUGGUGCUGAUUCGAGAGGACAACAUCCGGGGGAGCCGGUUUAACCCCAUCCUUGACAUGCUCGCCUCCUUUAAGAAUGGAAACGUGGCAGGUGUCAACGUUCACGUGGACAGACUGCAGACUCUUAUAUCUGGAGCAAUGGUCGAGCAGCUGGACUUCUUAAGGAUCAGCGAGUCAGACAUAAUUCCAGAGUUUCACAGCUUCGAGGAGCUUGAAGUCCCCAAACACUCAAAGGUCAACAGACAGUCCAGUAUCCCGGUCGCCGACCAGGAGAAACAGCCUGAGAUCAUUGUGGCGGACUGGAGACACCGCCCCACCUACGAGAUCCUGCAGAAGCUGAAUGACUGCACCUGCCUCGCCUCUCAGGCUAUCCUGCUCAGCAUUCUGAUGAAGAGGGAAGGGCCACAUUUCAUCACAAAGGAUGGUACAGUGUCUGACUUCAUGGAGCGGAUCUAUAGGAAGGUGGGCAGCCACAAACUCUGGUCUGUUGUGCGCCUCGCUGCCAGUCUUUUAGGUAAAAUAGUGGACAGCCUCGCCCCGUCUAUAACUAAUGCGUUAGUUCAGGGCAAGCAGGUCACACUUGGUGUUUUUGGCCACGAGGAAGCCGUCAUCUCCAACCCGCUGUCACCCGGGGUGAUAAAGGAUAUCAUCUACAGCAAGUGCAACCCGUACGAUGAGCGGGAGGCCGUCCUGCAGCAAGAACUGGUCAUCCACAUCGGCUGGAUCAUCUCCAACACUCCGCAGCUCUUCAGCGGCAUGUUAAAGAUGCGUGUCGGAUGGAUAAUUCACGCCAUGAGAUACGAACUUAAGAUCCGCAGCGGGGAGCGGGAGGAGCAGGACAUCUACCAGCUGUCACCCAGCGAGAUUAAGCAGCUUCUCCUCUGUAUUCUGCAGCCGCAGCAGUCCGGGAGGUGCUGGCUGAACCGCAGACAGAUAGACGGCUCUCUCAACAGAAAUCCGGCUGGGUUCUAUGACCGGGUGUGGCAAAUCCUGGAGCGGACCCCCUGCGGUAUCAUGGUGGCCGGAAAGUUCCUCCCUCAGCAACCCACCCUGUCCGACAUGACUAUGUACGAGAUGAACUUCUCCCUUCUGGUGGAGGACAUGCUGCAGAACAUCUCGCAGCCUGAGUACCGGCAGAUCAUUGUGGAGCUGCUGGUGAUCGUCUCCGUGAUCCUGGAGAGAAACCCGGAGUUUGAAUUUCAAGAGAAAGUUGAUUUGGACAAACUGGUGAAAGAAGCAUUUAAUGAUUUCCAGCGAGACCAGAGCCAAACGCAGGGAGCAGAGAAGCAGGGUGAGAUGUCCGCCUUCUACAACACGCCCCCACUGGGCAGGAGAGGGACCUGCAGCUACCUUACAAAAUCAGUCAUGAACCUCCUGCUCGAAGCUGAAGUCAGGCCGAGCACCGACGACCCGUGCAGCAUCAGCUAAAGAGUGUCAGCGGCGAGCAUGGCCCCUGCGCUCAUACCUGACUCGUCUCGCCCUGUGCUUAGCGACUUGUGCCAGCGCAGCAGGAUUCUUACGCUAAGCUUGGCUUCUGUCAUGCUCUGAUGCCCAGGAUAGUUCCAGUUGCCUUUGCAAAUGUCAUAGCGGCAGACAUCGCAGGAUCUGCUCAGAGUGUGUAAAUUAAUGAAAAGUUGUGCAACUUUCUUAUAGACUUGGUGAUUCACUUCCUCCGCUUAUUGACAAUGAGUUGAAAGAGAACCAGUAUAUGCCUAAUCUUCUCACAGCUGAGGGUUUGUUUUCAGUCUAGACCAGGGAUGCCCAACCUGCGGCCCUCCAGCUGUUGCAAAACUACAACUCCCAGCAUGCCUGGACAGCCUACACCUAUCGGCUACAGCAGGGCAUGAUGGGAGUUGUAGUUUUACAACAGCUGGAGGGCCGCAGGUUUAGCAUCCCUGGUCUAUACAAUCCCCUGCAAGCAAAAAAAAAAGUCUGGAUUCCAGAUUGAUAUACUUCCCCUGAGACAAGCUGCAGGACAGGUGCAAGGCUUGUAUGUGUAUCUCACAGAUUGGGGGGGGGGGGGGGUCUAGACUAGAUACAAAGGUAGCAAACCUGUGGAUGAGAAUGUUUCCAGUAACUGACAGCCAGCAGAGAUCUUAAAAAUAGCACGGAAUUGAAAAAAAAAAAGUGUAGUAGGAAGUUGUAGAACUUGUCAUUGUCCAUUAAUUCAGCUUCAUUGAUAGGAAACCCUUCCUUCAAGGACUUAAAGGGGAUGUUGCUCCUCUUAUAACGCUCCAGCAAUAUUGUAAGCUUAUGACCUUACAGAUGGUGGCUGGGAUCGGAAGGGUUGUGUCAUCUUGGGCUACUUUCACACUGGCGUUUUGGCUUUCCGCUUGUGAGAUCUGUUCAGGGCUCUCACCAGCGGUCCAAAACGGUUUUGCCCUAAUGCAUUCUGAAUGGAGAAGGAUCCGCUCAGAAUGCAUCAGUUUGCCUCCGAUCUGUCUCCGUUCCGCUCUGGAGGCUGCCUGCAGCGUUCUUCUGUCCAUCCUGGUAUGCGGAGCGAGACGGAUCCGUCCUGACACACAAUGUAAGUCACUAGGGAUGGAUCCGUUUUCUCUGGCACAAUAGAAAACUGAUCCGUCUCCCAUUGACUUUCAGUGGAGUUCAUGACGGAUGCAUGCGGUUGUAUUAUUGUAACGGAAGGGUUUUUGCAGAUCCAUGACUGAUUCGCAAAAAACCGCUAAUGUGAAAGUAGCCUUAGACUUUGAUGGCAUGACAUUAGAACAUGCCAUCAGUCAGAUAAUUGGAAAGUGAAGACCAGCACACCGCGCAGGCCGAGCGCUACUAUUGUAACUCCCAUAGAAAUUAAUGGAAAGCUGAGCGUAUGCGCAGCUGCUCACCUCUCACUUCGGACCUCUCUGCUUAUGUCUAAGAUGAGACAACCCCCUUUAAGAAAUGUACCCUAGGACAGCUGCUAUGUACAGUAAUGUGGCUGCACUGGAUAUCUCUGUGCGUGUGCUUUAUAUCACAUAGUAGAAUCCAGGUAAUUACAGUAUAUAUUUUUUUCUCACUCGCUAAUUAUGUUGGUUUUUUAGGUCAAGAAAGCUAAAAAUAACUGUUUCCAAAAAGAGAUAUAGGUUUAUCUGAGUUUUAUACUCUAGUCACAUCCAAAGCUGCAAAGGCAAUUCUGCCGCAUUUUAUUGGCAGAGACCAGUGCAUUGUGGGAGCUGAGGUGGUAGUCACAUAGUCAGAGCUGAGCUGUUCCUGACUGGCUGAGUAGCAUUGAUAAUAUUUUUUAAUGUAGCUUUGGAGGUGAAUGGAGGAGAAGACGACAGAUUACUCCAAAUAAGCUUAGUUACUCUGCCAUGAUGUGUUUGAAGGCUUGUGGUCUCUCCCCCUACUGGAGUCUCUUUAUAAAGAAAGUUUUACACUCCGGCCGCUGUUCAUGAAGGAGAUCUCGCGGCCAUAAGUAAUGUUCCCCGUACUCUCCGCUCACGUCUGCAGCCAAUUAAUGUCUUUACGACUUGAGGGAAUAAUUAAAGGAGAGAUUUACAUUU
Molecule: messenger RNA, 5543 nt
Organism: Bufo gargarizans (Asiatic toad)
Lineage: Eukaryota; Metazoa; Chordata; Amphibia; Anura; Bufonidae
Gene: PHKB
Product: phosphorylase kinase regulatory subunit beta
Exons: 32
Coding region: 217-3474 (1085 amino acids)
Biological process (GO): glycogen metabolic process
Cellular component (GO): phosphorylase kinase complex
Molecular function (GO): calmodulin binding
Source: RefSeq, a predicted model, not a curated record